AUGAUUGUACUGGGUACAAAAUAUGUCGAAGGCUUGACCUGUGACGAAGUAUGCAUUGGUGAGACGGGAAGGAUGCAGGGCAUAUGCGUCAAAGAACACCUAGCAGGCAAAGACGUUGAUAUAGAAUGCAAAAUCGUAGACUACGAGAACGAGAUCGGUGCUAAAGAUAUUGGAAGCGUUUAACAUGCGCGAGAGAAAUCCUGAGCUGAACAACCGAAAUGAUCACCACGCAAUUCUUAUCUCCCGACCGUAAAGUGUCUCAUUGUUCCCUUGCUGUCCAGGAAAUAGAGUGGCACGACAAUGCUGAUGGAAACGCAGGAGGUAUUUGUACAGCAGGUGAAAUGGAGUAAGCGAGUUCUACCUCUAACUCUUCUAUCCGAAGCCAACUCUCGUGUUGGGUGA
Messenger RNA from Haemonchus placei, 402 nucleotides. Lineage: Eukaryota; Metazoa; Nematoda; Chromadorea; Rhabditida; Trichostrongylidae. The record is from the annotation of a GenBank genome assembly.